UGAACUGAAGAGCAAAACAAAACAGAGAGAAAGAGAGAGAGAUAGAAACUCUGGUCCCUGGCGAGAGUGAAAGAAACUGUCGGCAGUUUUUUUCCAAGCUUUUCUUCUUCUUUUUCUCUAGAACUCUCCGUCAACCGGAAAUCUGACGUCCCACAUUCAACAAAAUGUUUAACUCCCGCCAAUUUUUCAGCUCCUACAUUACUGUUCUUUUUGUGUUUUUCUCUCUUCUUCUUCUUCAAACUCAUUCUCUUAAACCUAUUACUGACGCACAUUGGCGUUCUGCCUCUGCUACCUGGUACGGCAGCCCUAUGGGCGACGGAAGUACCGGUGGGGCAUGCGGAUAUGGGUCAUUAGUAGAUGUGAAACCGUUUAGGACAAGAGUAGGAGCAGUGAGUGAUGUAUUAUUUAACAAUGGAGAAGGGUGUGGAGCAUGUUAUAAAGUGAAGUGUUUAGAUAAAAGUAUAUGUUCAAGAAGAGCUGUUACUGUAAUUAUAACAGAUGAAUGUCCGGGCUGUAGAGCUAAUCAUACCCAUUUCGAUUUAAGUGGUGCUGCUUUUAGUCGUAUGGCCAUUGCUGGUAAUAGUGCUCAGCUCAGGAACCGAGGUGAACUCACAGUCGUUUUCAGAAGGACUCCAUGCAAAUACAGAGGUAGGAACAUUGCAUUCCAUGUUAAUGAAGGAUCAACCCAGUUCUGGUUAUCCAUUCUAGUUGAAUACGAGGACGGGGAUGGUGAUAUCGGAUCGAUGCACAUAAAAACGGUAGACUCACCUAACUGGUUAAAGAUGAAACAUUUAUGGGGCGCAAAUUGGAUUAUAAACACAGGGGCAAAGUUGAACGGACCAUUUUCGCUGCAAUUAACAUCACUUUCUAGCAAAAGAACUCUCUCCGCUAGACAAGUCAUCCCUAGGAACUGGUCACCUAAAGCCACUUAUACCUCACGCCUUAACUUCUCUAAGAAAAUCAGAGGUUAACAACCAAAUUACCCAAGUAAUUGUCCCCUUCAUCUUCUACCACUAUUACUACGAAGUAAUUACAUACAUAUGAAGUACUGUCGUGUAGAUUUUACUAUAUAGAUGUGGAAAUUGGAAUGUUGGCGUGUGAGUCGUAUAGUUAACCCCCUAGCUUUUCAAGGUAUCAAAGCAAAAGCAACUACCAUCUUUAUAUUAGAGGAAGAAGUAGAGUUGUUUUUUGGUUUACUUUUUGUUUUGUUUUUUUGAGAAGAUAAAAGCGUAUAGCCGAUGGGUAAAGGCCCAAUAUCGGGUUUUCUUCUUCUUUUUGUUCAAGUUUUGUGUAUUUUGAUUUUUGAUGUUGUCAGAGUGUAAGUAAAAGUUUGUAGCCAUCUCCUGAAAGGAGAGAGAGCGGUGCUUACUAUUUGGGGUGUGGGUGUAUGGUCCCAUUCUAUGUUUGUGGUUUUGUUUGUAUUGAGUUUGAUUGAUGAAUGAAUGCACGUUCUGUUGGUAGUUUUCUAGAGAUAAUGCUUGUGUGGUAGGUAUGUGUGGAAUGUGAAGUAGGGUUUUUGUUUUUGUUGAUGCAAGUUAUGAUGUAGCCUCUCUCUUUUCUUGUCUUCAAUUGGAAAGGAGUAGUCAUUGUCCCUGUAACAACAAAGCCUUAUCAAUGAAGUUCAAUCUUUAUUUCC
Messenger RNA from Papaver somniferum (opium poppy), 1636 nucleotides. Its product is annotated as expansin-B3-like. The transcript has 4 exons. Gene Ontology annotation, cellular component: plasmodesma; extracellular region. Bases 165 to 971 code for a protein of 268 amino acids. The record is from RefSeq and is a predicted model, not a curated record. Gene Ontology annotation, biological process: sexual reproduction. NCBI's taxonomy places the organism in Eukaryota, Viridiplantae, Streptophyta, Magnoliopsida, Ranunculales, Papaveraceae.